Messenger RNA from Cryptomeria japonica (Japanese cedar), 1422 nucleotides. RefSeq names its product ubiquitin-like-conjugating enzyme ATG10. Gene Ontology annotation, molecular function: Atg12 transferase activity. NCBI's taxonomy places the organism in Eukaryota, Viridiplantae, Streptophyta, Pinopsida, Cupressales, Cupressaceae. The record is from RefSeq and is a predicted model, not a curated record. The transcript is spliced from 7 exons. Gene Ontology annotation, cellular component: intracellular anatomical structure. Gene Ontology annotation, biological process: protein modification by small protein conjugation; macroautophagy; protein lipidation. The coding region runs from base 539 to 1369 and encodes 276 amino acids.
UAUUCUCAUUUUUUGGCCGAUUAAUAUCUGGCAGAAUCAGAAAUAGGUAGUGGUUACUGGCACCUGAAGGUCCGCAGAAAAAUUCGAAUUGAACAAUGUUGUCUGGACGCCCUCCAACAAGGAAUCGAUUUAUCAUUAUAUGUUUGCCGUGAAGAUAAUUAGGGCGACAUUUUGAUGCAUAUCGAAGCUCUUUUGUGAAAGGUAGCGUGGCAAUGGAGGACAGCUUUGGCGUUUAAAAAUUAAAAUUAUCACAGUGGAAUUGGUGGAUGUAUGCUGGCCGACGUCCAUGGUUCUGAGCAGAUUGGAGUAGAGGCUGAAUGUAUCAGGACUCUAGCGUGGGGAAGAAUGAUCAAGGCGCAGCUCUGUACAGUCAGUUUAUGAUAGGAAGACAAAUUAAUACCUUCCCCCAAGAUUUCAGCUCAUUUCCCAGGCGUGAACUUACAGAUUUGUAAGGUGCAAAAAACAUAUCAUGACAUUUGAGACACUGUUCAAAUUGAGACACUAAAAUCAUUGUAAACAGGAUCAUCAUUUUGUGGUCAUGGCAAAUGAUAGCAUGUGGGAUGGCACUCUCAGUCCAGAAGAUUUCCAGGUUGCAUCAAUGAAUUUAAUAGAAAAAUGGGCAAUGUGUGAGUCCACAUUUCAACCAUGGAGAUGGGAGCCUUGUCCAAAGUUACCCUGGGGAGUAUCUCAUAGUGAAAAUGGCUAUUUGUCGCUUGGAGAUAUCCUUAUAAACUACCUAAAUUCGCAGCAUAAUGUAGCUGAAGGUGAGUACGAACUCGAGCAGGGAGAAGAAACCUUAGAUCCUGCCACACUGGUCAAUAGUCAUCACUGUGAAUCCCAUCUCUACACCUUUCAUAUUGUCUACAACCAUUCUUAUAAAGUUCCCAUGCUUCUUUUUCAUGGUCACAGUAUUGAUGGGAGACCGCUCGAGUUGGAAGAGAUUAAGAAGGAUCUUCCAUCACAUUCUUGUCAACUACUUGAGGAUUCAAAAUGGACAUUUCUUACACAAGAGGAGCAUCCCUAUUUAAACCGACCAUGGUAUGCACUUCACCCUUGUGGAACUAGCAAGUGGAUGGGCUUUCUUUUCUCAAGCAGAACAUCCUCAAAUGUCAAACCAACUACAAUAGUUGAACAGGAUCUAACACAAAGCGAGAGUUGUUUGUUGAAAGAAGACAAUGGACAGAACUCCCCUACCAUGGAAGAAAUCAUCAGUGGUGGCAACAAUUUUAGCAAAAGUAACAUUGAGUCAACCACAUGUAAUACCUCAAGGACAGAGAUUAUUUCUCAAUACCUUAUUGCCUGGCUGUCUGUAGUUGGUCAAGUGGUUGGGCUAAGGGUUCCAUUCGAAAUAGUAAAGUUGCCUUCCUAGGCAGGAUGUAUGACUGGUUUAAUAAUCAUAAAUGCAUGUCUAGUUCAUCUUUC